Danaus chrysippus (African queen) is the source of this 408-nucleotide messenger RNA. Lineage: Eukaryota; Metazoa; Arthropoda; Insecta; Lepidoptera; Nymphalidae. The record is from the annotation of a GenBank genome assembly.
AUGGGAUUGGAAACAGCAUUAAUAACUUUACUGAUGGAUGGUCUCACAAAUGCAACAUCGUACUUGAAACUACACAACAGUAUGGCGCCAUACAAGAUAUCAUUUGCAUUGGACAAUCAAGAUCCUAAAAAUACUCCUACAUUAAAAGAUCUGUCCAGUCUACUCCAUAGUAAACUAAGUUUAAGGGAUAUAUCAGCAUGGCUACCAGAUUUCACUCUAUCAUUACAAAGUCAGGUAAAGGAGAAUUUAGAAAUGGGUAUAACAUAUACAGCCAUCUUAAACGAUAAUACUUUGGUUGAUGGAAUAUUCCACUUACUGAACAGUAGCACCAUGUUGAAGGAGCAAGUACAUAUUUAUGAUUUUGAUUCCUACGCAGCUUUAUUAUGUGGGAAACAAAAGGCGAAAUAA